Acipenser ruthenus (sterlet) is the source of this 4067-nucleotide messenger RNA. Its product is annotated as methylmalonic aciduria type A protein, mitochondrial-like. Bases 263 to 1483 code for a protein of 406 amino acids. Gene Ontology annotation, molecular function: GTPase activity; GTP binding. NCBI's taxonomy places the organism in Eukaryota, Metazoa, Chordata, Actinopteri, Acipenseriformes, Acipenseridae. The transcript has 7 exons. Gene Ontology annotation, cellular component: cytoplasm. The record is from RefSeq and is a predicted model, not a curated record.
AAGGAAUUGCAAGUAAUAUUAAAACACAAGAUAAGAAUAUACUUCUCAGUUUUCACAGUCUCGCGUGUAAAUAUAUGGGCCGUUCCCAAUGUGACCGGAUAUGGGAAGUACACAUGACAGCUCACAAGAAAGCAAACUUCACUGAGGUCAAUUGAUACUAGUUCAUUUCGCAAUGAUACCUGCAUUGAUGGCAGCUACUAUAUGUAAAAAACGGAUUUAAUGUAAAUGAAGUUCUGUUUCAUUAAUGAUUAAGUGCUGAAGAAUGGGGACCACCAACCUUUUUUUGCCCCAUUUUAGAAGAGCUGCUACAAGGAACCGCUUCAUAAAUGCUAUUGUUCAGGUAGCUCCAAAAUCCAGCUCAGGACUGUGUUCUCAACACACUGGUCGGAAUGGAGUGGAUGCAGGACAAAGGAGAAGCCAUUGCAUUCAGACAGCUUUGAGCUGGCAGCUGCAUGACCUCACAGCAAAGGAGCAGAGGCUGCUGGCUGGCCUGUACGAGGGACUGGUGCAGGGACAUAGGGCCAGCCUGGCCGAGUCCAUCACACUGGUAGAAUCCUGCCACAGCAGGAAGAAGGAACUUGCUCAAGUGCUGCUUCAGCAGGUCUUGGCUUACCAGAGACAACAAGAACGUUUACAUGGAGGAAAACCUCUUGCUUUCAGAGUGGGGUUGUCUGGUCCUCCUGGUGCUGGGAAGUCAACCUUUAUCGAGGUGGUUGGGAAGAUGCUGACAGGAAGAGGACACAAAGUUGCAGUUUUGGCUGUAGACCCAUCUUCCUGCACCACUGGAGGGUCUCUCAUGGGAGACAAAACCCGGAUGACAGAGCUGUCCAGGGAUAUGAAUGCUUACAUUCGUCCUUCCCCUACCUCUGGUACUCUGGGAGGAGUAACAAGAACCACCAAUGAAGCCAUACUGCUUUGCGAGGGAGCAGGCUAUGACAUAGUUUUGGUGGAGACUGUAGGUGUUGGACAGUCUGAAUUCGCUGUGGCUGACAUGGUCGAUAUGUUUGUGUUGCUGAUUCCGCCAGCAGGGGGUGACGAGCUGCAGGGAAUCAAGCGAGGGAUUAUCGAAAUGGCAGAUUUGGUUGUUGUGACUAAAGCUGACAGCGAUUUGUUGGUUCCUGCCCGCAGAAUACAAGCUGAAUACACCAGUGCUUUGAAACUUCUUAGAAAUAAAUCAAAGAUGUGGAAGCCGCAGGUGACCCGCGUAUCCUCAAAGACUGGAGAAGGGGUUCCAGAGCUGUGGGCUAAAAUUAAAGAGUUUCAUGAGGCCAUGCUUGGCAGUGGAGAGCUGGUAGCCAGGAGGAGCAGCCAGCAGAGGGUGUGGAUGUGGAACCUGAUCCAGGAGAACGCGCUGAGGCAUUUCCGGGAGCACCCUGCGGUCCGCGAGCAGAUCCCAGGCCUGGAGCAGAAGGUCACCAGUGGGGUGCUGUCUCCGGGACUGGCUGCAGAUCUGCUGCUGAAGGCUUUCUCAGCAAGACAGUGAGCACUGGAGAUAGUAUUUUACUGAUACCUUCACCACCACAAUAAUGAGGGGGGGGGCAAACAAUGCUGAUUAAAAAAGAGCAGCCAGCUUAAGGACUCUCUUUGUUUUGGAUGGAACACAUUGUAUUUUAAGAUACUGUGUUACUGGUCCCUUUUAUGCUGAGUUUUCCCUAUCUGUCCCUCAAUCCAUCCUUUCCACUGGGACAGGCUACCAGAACAGUUUUUUUUUUCUCAUAGACACUAACUAGAACCGCAACUGGGUAAUCAACUGGGAAAUGUUUCACUACCUAUUACUGCCCAACUGAUCCACCCGCGUCUUUGAUCUGUAAUACCUAACUGAGCGGUUGUUAUAAUUGUAUUUGUAUCAGGUCUUGGAAGCAUGAUUCUUUUAGUAAUGCUGAACUGAAAUGUAAAUUUGUAAUUGAAAGUGGUGCACACAUACAGUGAAUUUCUACAGGCAGCAUGUUUUGGUUUACAGGUGCCAAUGGCACCUAACCCCAAAAGACAGUUGCCAAAACCAUUUUUUUUGUCGCAUUUGUGACCAUUUUAGUCGCAGUCUGGAGCCCUGUCCGACCACCAUUGUUCAAAAGUGGCAAAAAAAAUAUUCAGACAUAUAACCCAAAAUAAAGAUCCACUGUAAGACAAAUGCACCAAAAUUCACCAGAUGUAUUCCUAUAGGAACCUGUUUUGAAGACUGAGGUGUGUUUAAAUGUGAGUGUUUAAAAGUAUGGAUUUUGAAGACUGCAUUAUUUACGCACAACAAUAUGACAGGGAGGAUGACAGACUCCAGGCAAUUCAAAACUGCAAAUGGAGAAAAUACUCAAUGAACCUAAAAAAAAAAAAAGAAAAGCAAAGCGGCUGUGUUUUAAUUGUUUAAUGUAUUUCAGUACAGUGCAUUCUGUCACAUAGAGAAUUGUUUAAUAAGGUAGACCGAGCAAGAAUUGAAUUUGAAAGUUUUUCACAAAGCUUGCAGGCAGAGUUUUCCAACCUAGGGGUCUAUUCAGUUGAUCUAAACAGUGGUGGAUCUAAACACCACCACCCUUUACUUAGUAAAUGAGCACAAACCUUUGUGUCAAUCAGAAACGAGUGGCGGAUUAAAUUGGUAAAAUACUGUAUGUGGUAGGAAUUCCUGUUGCCAUGUAAAAUCUGGUGAAUUUUUGAGGUUGUGGUUGUAUUUGAGCAAAUUUUUUUGAUUGAAUUGCAAGAUGGAAAAUGUCAAACCAGCCAAGAGUAAAAUGGAAAAGAAGAAACAGCUUCUUCGCUCUUUGAGUAAACCGAUAUAAUCAAAUUGUGAAAAUGUAAAAUACCAAACAAGCAAAGAACGGAACACAAAAGAAGAGACAGCUUAUUCGGUCUUCAGGCUGCUGGAGGAUACAGUCGGAACAAAUUUCAAUUGUCCGAUAGUUCAUUCCUAAUUUGGACGAAGUACCCAAAGAAAACAAACUUUCUCUUCGUACAGCAACAGCAGCUGCUUCUGGGGCUAUGCGAGGCUUCAUUUUUGUCAAGCAGAGAAGUGCUUCUGUGUGCGUAAGGGAGUUCAUUGCAAUUCUAAAUGCCACAGCAGCAAGCCUUGCAAAAACAGUGAUUUGUGUGUUAAAAAAUAAAAACAUUUAAGAAAGCUUUUUUUUGUUGUCAAAAAGCAGUCUCUGUCUUUAUUCUACUUUAUUGAUUGGGUCUGCAAAGUCUGUUUUCUAAAAAGUGGUAGUUUGAUUUAUGAGAAUAUUAUAAAUGUUUAAUAAGCAUUCUUUUCUUUCUUUUUUCUUUCUUUUAGAAAACUGAUUAGACAAACUUGGAUUGACAUUUGAUUUUGCAGUUUAAAUACUGUGUAUACAGUCUUAUAAUAUGAAUAAAACAAUACAUUUUUGGUUGUGUUAAUUUUUUCCUCUAAAAUUGUAUUUUCUAAAUAACAAGAUGAGAAAUUACGAAUGGUAUUUCAAACUCGCUUGAAGUUUAAUGUUUGGGGUCAUUAUCCUCCUAAAUUGCUUAACAUGACCCCCUUGCAAAUGAGACCACGGUCUCAAUGGGUUAACUUACUGCAUACAUAAUAAAUACAUACAUAAUGAAUCAAUGACGUGUAUCUUAUAAAUAUAAUUUACUGCUUAAUGUUCAUUCAAUAAAAAAUAAAAAAAAUGGUAUUAAAAUGUUUGUUUCACUUGAUGCCCAUUUUUACACCCCGCAAUUAAUUGCUAUUCGCAGACUGAGCAGCAUCUUUAAAAUGUAUUUGGGAACUGUGCAUUUGGUCAAAGCACAUUUUGCAAUUUGAGUAUAUCGCUUUACUCAAAGACCGAAGAAGCUGUCUCUUUGUGUUUCGCUGUUUGAUUUUUUAAAUAUUUUCCAUUUUGCAAUUUGAGCAAAAUGAUUUGCUCUCGCACCGAAAUAACCUUUCAUUUCUUCAUUGGCCGAAUCCUGACUAUGAGUGUAACAUCAUAUAGAUCUAGAUAUAUUAGCACACUACACCUGGUACUUGAUACUGAAGUGAUUUGUGUCUUUCUUAUGAGCAGGUCCUAGUUCAGCCUACAGCCUACAUACUACAGCCUGAAUUUUAUGAACCUUAAAAAGCUGAAAUAAAGAAAUUUCUGUAAUGA